AUGGUCGGUGCAUCUACUCUCUUUUGGAAUCGUCUUAUAACUUCCUGGUUUCAAUACGAAGUUGCCGCUUUGUGUCUAGUCACCACAACCGUCGCUUACACUAAAGUUUUCUGUACUCUGCGUCAUAACCAAAUUCAUGUUCAGAACCAUGUUGCUCAAGGACAACCGAGCCAAACAAUUCCACUGAACAUAGCUCGAUACAGAAAGGCAGUCUAUAGUGCACUGUGGGUGCAGGGAACAUUGGUUAUUUGUUAUCUGCCUUAUGUUAUAGUAAUAGCUUUGCAACCUCAGAGAGGGAUGUCUUUAUCCAUUUACCGUGCUUAGCAAUUUACGAGUACUUUAGUGUAUUUGAACUCAUCAUCAAACCCGUUGUUGUACUGUUGGAAGAUCAGUGAAGUGAGGCAAGCUGUA
This is a messenger RNA of Porites evermanni, 411 nucleotides long. Lineage: Eukaryota; Metazoa; Cnidaria; Anthozoa; Scleractinia; Poritidae. The record is from the annotation of a GenBank genome assembly.